Messenger RNA from Angiostrongylus costaricensis, 642 nucleotides. NCBI's taxonomy places the organism in Eukaryota, Metazoa, Nematoda, Chromadorea, Rhabditida, Metastrongylidae. The record is from the annotation of a GenBank genome assembly.
AUGGAGAUAACAGCAUUUACUAUAUUCACUGUAUGGCUAGGAAUAUUCUCGAUUUUCUUCACUCUGAUGCCGUUUACAAUGGUACUCGAAUGGCGUCGACGAGGCACUGCUGACGGUUUCUCCUCUGUUAAUUUUGUCUUACCAAUGCUUAUGACUUCUUGCUGGUUAAAGCACGGCUACAUGACGAACGACAACACCAACAUCACUAUCAAUACGAUCAACAUAGUCUUCUUCAUACUCUACAUCGCCCUUUUCGCCUAUUAUCAACCGAAGAGGAAGUACCUUUACAGUCAGCUAUUAAUAUGUGGACUAGUGCUAAAACUGAUCUUCAUAUAUGUUGAAAUGCAAAGUAGUGAAGUAGCCUCAGACGUGAUGGGAUCGAUAGCAUCCGCCACACAGAUCGCUUCCCUCGCUGGAGGAGUCUAUGAGAUUAAGCGAGCUAUUUCCUUUGGACACACAGAGUAUCUGCCAGCGGUGUUUCAGUAUGCUAUGUUCCUACUCAUUGUGCAAUGGCUUGCAUUUGGACUGCUCACAGGAAAUCCGUACAUCGCGGUAGUAACUAAUUAUGCUAAUAACCACUUAGAGCAGUUGCCCGAAACAGUUUGUAUCGAUACCUUGGCAAUAAAUCUUUUAGAGAGAUAA